This is a messenger RNA of Micropterus salmoides (largemouth bass), 3290 nucleotides long. RefSeq names its product proteasome adapter and scaffold protein ECM29-like. Gene Ontology annotation, cellular component: cytoplasm; nucleus. Gene Ontology annotation, molecular function: molecular adaptor activity. Gene Ontology annotation, biological process: proteasome assembly. Lineage: Eukaryota; Metazoa; Chordata; Actinopteri; Centrarchiformes; Centrarchidae. The record is from RefSeq and is a predicted model, not a curated record.
AUUGUGCUCUACCUGAGGAUGUGUUUGGCCUACAGCGCCGGGGCCAAGCCCAUGUCCAUGCGCCUGGCAGAUAUGCAGGACGAUGCACCGGCCAUCGGCCACUACAUCCAGACACUGCUGUCUUCUGAGCAUCAGUCUUCAGUAAAGAGUUCUGAGGCAAACCCUGUUCAUGUGUAUAUGGAUCUGCUGCAGCAGCUGCUGUCUGCUGUAGGGGGAAUCCCAGUUAUGUACUGUCUGCUGGAGGUGGUGUCUGUCUGUCCAGAGAAACUGGCUUCCAGAUUUGUUGAUAAAAUUGACUGGAUUAAAAGUCUGAUGAACACAAAUAAGGAGGACAUGAGGGAGCUUGCAGCCCAGCUGUAUGCUUUGGUGGUAUCUACCAUGAUUGGCAACGAGCUGCAGAUGGCUGUGCACAACCUGGUCAAAAUCACCAAAGACAACCAUAGUCCUGAGACUCAGCAUGGCGCCAUCUUGGCUCUCGGCUACAUGGUGGGAAGGUACAUGAGCAAGAAGAAAGCUGUCACCUCUAGUGACUCAAUGCACGACAUGGGGCAGCAAAUCACCUCCCAAGAAGAUCAUCAACUUGUUGCCAUGGCCACCAAGACAAUUGGUUCCUUCCUGGACAGCAGUAGUGCACUGCUGGCUGUAGCAGCGUGUACAGCUCUGGGAGAAAUUGGGCGGAAUGGCACCUUGCCAAUCCCUGCAGAGGGGGAGGGCUUCACCAAACUGUCAACCGUGGAAAACCUACUGGCUCGCAUCCCCUCUGGCAAGGAGAGCACAAAGAUGAAGGAGCGAUCAAUCCAGACCUUGGGUUACCUACCUGUGGGAGAUGGAGACUUCCCUCACCAGAAGAAGCUGCUGCAGGGUCUCAUGGACUCUGUAGAGGCCAAGCAGGUGGAGCUGCAGUUUACAGUUGGAGAGGCUAUAACCAGCGCCGCAAUAGGCACCAGCUCUGGUGCUGCCAGAGACCCAUGGACCUGCACUGAGGACCAGUACAGCCCGCCACACAAUGUGAAAAACAACGAUGUGGUUCCUUGGGUCCUCAACUCCAUCUUGUCCAGGUAUAUACCCAGCCAGAACCCCCAUGUCCGACAGGCAGCCUGCAUAUGGCUGUUGUCCCUGGUCAAGAAACUCAGCCAACACAAGGAAAUCACGUCCCAUUUGAAGGAGAUUCAGGUGGCGUUUAUCUCUGUUCUCUCAGACCCUGAUGAUUUGAGUCAGGAUGUGGCAUCUAAAGGCCUGGGCCUUGUCUAUGAGAUGGGAGGAGAGGGUGACCAGCAGCAACUUGUGUCCACUCUGGUGGAAACACUCAUGACUGGAAAAAGAGUGAAACAUGCUGUUUCAGAAGAUACCGAGGUGUUCCAAGGAGAAGGUUUGGGGAAAACACCUGAUGGUCACGGCCUGACCACAUACAAGGAGCUCUGCUCAUUGGCCAGCGACCUGAACCAACCAGAUCUCGUCUACAAGUUCAUGAACCUGGCCAAUCAUCAUGCCAUGUGGAACUCCCGCAAGGGAGCAGCUUUUGGUUUCCACAUGAUCGCAGCCAAAGCCGGGGAGCAGCUGGCUCCAUUCCUGCCCCAGCUUGUGCCCCGUCUGUACCGCUACCAGUUCGACCCCAACCUGAGCAUUCGCCAGGCUAUGACCAGCAUUUGGGAUGCCUUGGUCACGGAUAAGACCCUGGUGGAUAAGUAUCUUAACGAGAUCCUGCAGGAUGUAAUUUCCAACUUGACCAGUAACACCUGGAGAGUGCGCGAGUCCAGCUGCCUGGCUCUAAGUGACCUGAUUCGCGGCCGCCAAGCUGAUGACCUCAUUGAUCACCUGGCAGAAAUUUGGGAGACACUGUUCAGAGUCCUUGAUGACAUCAAGGAAUCUGUGAGGAAAGCUGCUGACCUAACACUGAAGACACUGAGUAAGGUGUGUACUCGUAUGUGUGAGUCUACAGGCUCUGCAGCCCAGAGAACUGUGGCGGUCCUGUUACCUACCCUGCUGGAAAAAGGCAUCGUUAGCAAUGUCUCAGAGGUCCGCUCACUAAGUAUCCAGACCCUGGUGAAGAUUAGCAAGACAGCCGGUGCCCGACUAAAGCCUCAUGCUUCCAGGUUGAUCCCGGCCCUGCUGGAGGCCCUCAGCACCCUGGAGCCACAGGUCCUCAACUACCUCAGUCUCAGAGCCACAGAGCAGGAAAAGAGUGCCAUGGAUGCUGCCAGGCUGAGCGCUGCCAAGUCCUCUCCAAUGAUGGAGACCAUUAACAUGUGUUUGCAGCACCUCGAUGUUUCUGUGCUGGGAGAGCUGGUUCCCAGGCUCUGUGAGCUGCUCAAGAGUGGAGUAGGCUUGGGCACCAAGGGUGGCUGCGCUAGUGUAAUUGUUUCACUCACAGUGCAGUGCCCCCAGGAUCUCACCCCAUACUCAGGUAAACUGAUGAGUGCCCUGCUGAAUGGCAUCCAUGAUAGAAGCACUGUAGUACAGAAACAAUUUGCCUUUGCUUUGGGACACCUAGUCAGGACAGCAAAAGACAGUAGUGUAGAGAAACUACUACUGAAGCUCAACAGCUGGUACUUGGAGAAAGAAGAGCCGGUGUACAAGUCAUCAUGUGCGUUGACUGUGCAUGCCAUCAGCCACUAUAGUCCUGAUGUGCUCAAGGCCCAUGCAGGAGUGGCUCUGCCACUGGCUUUCCUAGGUAUGCAUCAGGCGCCAGGUCCUGAUGAGGAGAAAGGAGAGAGCCAUGACGCCACGCUGUGGGCGGAGGUGUGGCAGGACAAUGUCCCAGGAAGCUUUGGAGGCAUCCGACUCUACAUGACAGAGCUGAUCGCUAUCACCCAGAAGGCACUGCAGUCCCAGUCCUGGAAGAUGAAAGCUCAGGGUGCAGCUGCCAUGGCGACUGUUGCCAAGGAACAGACAGGCUCAUUGGUUGCGCCACACCUUGGCAUGGUGCUAACGGCUUUAAUGCAGGGACUGUCUGGACGAACAUGGGCUGGCAAGGAGGAGCUAUUGAAAGCUAUUGGAUCAGUAGUGUCCAAGUGCAGUGCGGAGCUGCAGAAGCCUUGCGCAGGCCAACCCACCAUCUCUGAGGUGCUGGAGGUUGUGUUGAAGGAAUGUCGUAAGGAAAGUCUGGUGUACAAAAUGGCUGCUCUGCGCUGCGCUGGAGACGUGCUUCACAGCAGCAACGAGGACCGCUUCAGCGACGUGGCUGAGAUCCUUGUCCCUCUGAUCAAGAAGAGCUGCCCAGAGAGUGGCGGUGCAUCACCGAGGUCGCUGGAUGAUGAUGAUGAUAGAGAUGUGAAGGAGAAAGAGCUGCA